CAUUUGGGUUCAUCCUUUUCUGUAAAAACCAUGUAAUUGUAGGAUGUCAACUUGACAGUCCUGUGCGUUCAAAAGUAACAAAUGAGUGUAGUGAUCCGCACUUGUCCAUCCUUCUCCCUUCCCAGCAUUGUUUGUACGCCUCAACUUGUAAGGCACUUUUUCCGCCUGUGAAGCGCUUAACAAAACUAACUGCACAAGAUUGAAUUGUUGGGUCAAAUGAUUCGACAGAAGCAACUCAGUGUUUAAAAGGCAUUUGUAGUCUUCAAGUUUGGAAAGAACCUCCCAAGUGUGGGACAUCUGAUGUGACAUGCACCUGCUUGCUGUAGUCUGCAGCCAGCUUUGUCGAUGCUGUCACCAACUUUAAAUUGCAACAGAGAAUUUUGACCUACUUCUUCAGUUUUUCUGUUUUGCACAACAUAGAGGACACUGAAACCAGGACUCAACUGGGAAAACUGGAUGUGGAUGUCUGUGAGCAGUGUCCCUGUGCUCUAACAAGUGCUCGGUAAGUGAUAAACCUUCCCUCGUGCUGGACUGUGCUACAGAUUGUGACACAAACAGCCUCCAACACUGCCUACAAGCUGGUUUGCAACUAGAGUGCUGUGGUUUUAUUGAUGGAGGUAAGAAACCCAAAGCAACCUGCCUUUAUUGAGUUCUCCAGAACAUAAUCGACCCCUUGGUACAUUAUCAAGAUGCAUUAGGAAACUGAAUAUGGUGCCAAAAGAACUCCAUGCGUUUCCAUGACUCUCUUGGACCCUGAAUCGGAUACUUUUGGACAUAUAUUUCUAUUCUAAGGAGAAGAGUGUGUACUCCAAUUCCUUUCUGCCAGCUUGCUGGCAGAAAUAUUUCACUAAGAUCAUGGACCACCCUAAUAGGGAAAAGGAUGAAAGGCAGCGUACAACGAAAGGAAUGCCAGGAAGGAGCGGGCACGGUUCUCGACCAAGCUCAUCGGCAUCUUCUGGCGUUCUUAUGGUGGGACCCAACUUCAGAGUGGGCAAGAAGAUUGGGUGUGGGAACUUUGGAGAACUCAGACUAGGUAAAAAUCUCUACACCAACGAAUACGUAGCGAUCAAACUGGAACCAAUAAAAUCACGCGCGCCGCAGCUUCAUUUAGAAUACAGGUUUUAUAAACAACUUGGAAGUGCAGCUGAAGGCCUGCCCCAAGUGUAUUACUUUGGACCGUGUGGAAAGUACAACGCCAUGGUACUAGAGCUGCUUGGUCCUAGCUUGGAAGAUUUAUUUGACCUCUGUGAUAGGACAUUCACUCUGAAGACGGUAUUAAUGAUAGCCAUCCAGCUGAUAUCUCGAAUGGAGUACGUGCAUUCGAAGAACCUCAUCUACCGAGAUGUCAAGCCAGAAAACUUCCUUAUUGGCCGGCAAGGCAAUAAGAAAGAGCACGUCAUUCACAUCAUAGACUUUGGAUUGGCGAAGGAGUACAUUGACCCGGAAACCAAAAAACACAUACCUUAUAGGGAACACAAGAGCUUAACUGGAACAGCGAGAUACAUGUCCAUCAACACUCAUCUCGGCAAAGAGCAAAGUCGUCGAGAUGACUUGGAAGCCCUCGGCCAUAUGUUUAUGUAUUUCCUCCGAGGCAGUCUGCCCUGGCAAGGAUUGAAGGCUGACACCUUAAAAGAGAGAUAUCAGAAGAUUGGGGACACAAAGAGAAACACUCCGGUUGAAGUUCUCUGUGAGAACUUUCCAGAGGAGAUGGCCACGUAUCUCCGUUACGUUCGGCGAUUAGACUUCUUUGAGAGACCAGACUACGAUUAUUUACGAACCAUCUUCACAGAGCUGUUUGAAAAGAAAGGCUACACCUUUGACUACGCCUAUGACUGGGUCGGCAGGCCAAUUCCUACUCCAGUGGGAUCUGUUCACGUAGAUUCUGGGACGUCCGCAGUAACAAGAGACAGCCACAUCCAUAGGGAUCGACCAUCACAGCAGGCCCUUCGCAAUCAGGCGUCAUCAGAUCGCCGAGGGGAGUGGGAGAUCCAGCCCAGCCGACAGACAAAUACCUCAUACUUGACAUCUCAUUUGGCUGCAGAUCGGCAUGGAGGAUCAGUACAGGUGGUUAGUUCAACCAAUGGGGAGCUGAACGUGGACGACCCAACGGGGGCACACUCCAACGCGCCGAUAACAGCGCAGGCAGAGGUGGAGGUGGUGGAGGAAGCUAAGUGCUGCUGCUUCUUUAAGAGGAAACGGAAGAAGACAGCUCAGCGUCACAAGUGAUCGGUGCCUCCUGGGCCUUGCAGGAACCACCGAGCCUGCAGCUCCUACCCUGUCUCACUGGAAGGGGCUUCUCUUUAGGGGGGAGGAGGCAUAGGAGGAAGAGAGAGAGAGAGAGAGAGGAAAGGAGACAAACAAACAAAAAGUGACAUUUUAAACCAAAAAGAGAAGAAAACGUUCCAAAACAAACCACUCUGGGGUGGAUCUGCUGACUGGUCUCCCUCAUUCACUCCAAGCCUGAAGCUCCUUUUGGGACCAGGACUGUGGCUGGCUCAGGUCUUGGUCGCCCUGGGAGGGGGGCUGGCUGGCUGACCCUCCUUCCCGUUGUUUACGGCGAAGGCAUCAUUCACGCAAAACCUGAGGACUGUGCUUAAGUUCCUGCUCACUUCCCUCCUCUCCCUCCCCUGCACUCUCUGCCCCUCCAUCCUCCUCGCUCCUUAAUUAAGCAAAGAAAUACCGUGUAGGCUCGAUGGGCUGUCGAGAGGGCAGGAGGAUGCGGUGCGGGCAGGGGAGUUGUGUGGGAGAAGGGCCCGACUGCUGCAGCAGUUAAGAGACAGGUUCCCUUUUCGGCUCCUUGGGAACAGUUACACUGUAAUGUGCAAGCUGUGAGAAAAUUUUGCAAUCUACUGUUCCAGUUAGGGUUUUUUUCCAGCUCCCUUGUCACCUCCCUCCUCUGACAGUUAACAGAGCAAUGUGGAUUGUUUUAAAGAAGCUGACGUCGUUGCACUUUUUAUUAUUUUUAGCAUUUACAGAUGCACAUUGUAUCUGUGGACCUCUGCGUGGCCAUGCAGUGCCAGCGCAGACAGACAUUCAGCUGGGAAGACAGUGGGGUGUGCAAAGAAUGCCCAGCAGUGGGGUUGUCAAUGACAUCCGCACGACUCCUCGUGCCAGUCCGGGGUUUCCGACGCCUGCCUUGGCCACGUGCUGAGGAGAGCAUACUUGAAUUUUCAAUCACCCUUUCUAGCUGCCGGUGAAUGUCCCUACCAUGGUUUCCUACACCGUGCCUGACCCAACAGGCCAGGAGGCACUAAGGCCAUAGCCCAGCAUUGGCAGGAGGGAGCAGUGUCAGCUUUGCUGGACUGGAGGAGUUUGUGCUGGCUUAAGAGGUAGAUCUGGAUUAAGGUAACCGGGAGGCAGCUGUUUCCCAAAGCAUUAGGUAUUUCUCAGUGUGGGCAACUGGGCGGCCUUCCCAAAUCCCUCCAGUAGAGUGGUUGUGACCACGUACCUUCUGCGAGAAAUCGUCAGCAGGAGCAAUGCUUCCCCAACAGGGGAGAGGCUACUUUGCUGCCUUAACACUGAUUUCAUCUCCAGACGGUCAGGUAGGUUUGACUGGAAUAGCCUUCAUGUCCUCUCUGUGAGCAUGGGUCUGGGGCAUGUGGGACGACAUUCCACCCCACAGGAGAAGCCACGCACUGCUUUUGAGCCAAACCAAUAGCUAGCAAAGGGCUUGGGAUGCUUUGCACACUUGUUUUUAAAAAAAAAAAAAUAAAAAAAAUUUAAUCUUGCAUCCUGCUGCAGCGUUUCCCAAACUCGGAGGAGGCCAAGGCUGCCCAAGGGUUACCGUAGACCUUGGCUGCAGGAGAACUUGAGCGGCUUUUGGGGAGGCUGUGAAUAGGUUCCUUGUACAUUGUCUUUCCACAUGUGACACCUGACCAGGCUGGGACUGCUCACUUGAGGGACUUCACCGACUCGGGCCUGGCUCACCCCAAAAAUCCCGGAGAGCAUGAAGGGAGGAGAGGGAGAGAUCUCAUUAUCUUUUAAUUUUUUUAAUGAUGAUCCGUGUAGCUCAGAGUUUGUGGCACAGCACUCCUAGGUAGUUCAGUUCCCCUGGCUGGGCAGAAGCGGGCUUAGAGGGGCAGGAGAUCAUCCUGGGCAGGGAGCUUUGGGGCUUGCUCUUGGUGCAUCCCUAAAGCAGGCAGAUGCUGAUGCAGUGCCAGGGCAGAAAAGCCUCGCUCCCUUGCCGGGAUCCCCGUAGGGCAUCUCUUUGCCGUUCUCUGCUGCAUUCUCUCCAUGCCUUACCUUGAGGAAACUGGCUCGGAGGCACGGAGCUCUUUGCUUGUGUGUGCAGCCCCCUUCUCGUCCCACAAAGCGCUCUCCUCCAGCCAUACUGUGGGCUGGGGCAGGAAGGGAACCGCUCACCUCCCGCUGGGCUGCUUCGCCCUCUCGUCCCCUCCUGCCAGGGGGAGGACGGGGAGUGUGGCCACGUUCCGCCCUUCUCUUUCCAAACUCCUCUGCUGCCAGCAGCUCCCAGAAGCCUGGUGUCUCUGGCGCAGGCGUUCCCCUCUCUGCUGUAGGAAACCAUGGUUUGGUGUCUUGGGAGGGGGGGAGGAAAGGGGCACAGGUGCUCCCUGGGGAGCGAUCCUGCCCGCUGCAGAGGGAGCCGGGCCCUGAGAUACUUCUGUCGCUGCCCUCCCAAGCCCCACUAAGUGCCUGUCACCAGAACUCGAUUCCUUCUGCAUCUCCUGCCGUGUUUGGUCAUUCCUCGCUGCCUCCCAUCACGGAGCAGCUUGUAGUUGCAGCAUAUGUAAGUGUUUGCAGGGUGAGGGAGGGCGGGGGGAAAAGGGGCCAUCUCAACAGUUUUUGUUCUUAAAUGGGGGGGGUUUUGUUGUUGUUUUUGUUUUUUGUUUUGUUUUGUUUUUUUUAAAGUGAAUGUAUUUGAUUGUUUAGAAACUUUUCUGACCUUGUUUUUAAGUGGGUUGGUUUGAAAGGUCUUUCAUGGUGACCCACUACCGCUUCUCUCGGGAGAUACGAUGUUCUUUUAAUCCUACAAUGAUGUUUAUAGGGGAGGACUGUCCCCCCACGGCAUGCUGGUAAUGCUCACUUGUACCAAGCCCUCUUGCACUAUAAUCGUACGUUGGACUCUUCAAAAGGGCAAAGAUAUGGGGUGGCUUUUUUUUUUUAAAAACAAAACAAAACAAAAACCAAAAAGGAAAAUAAAAGCAGGUUAAGAGCAAGUCCUGUGCUUGAGGAAACUGCUGUCCCCAGGGAGCUCGGGGGUGACUAGGAGCCAGACUGAGCCAGCCAUGCUGUGGUGGGAAGCAGGGCAUUAAGCCUACCUGGGCAAACUCUCUCCUCUCCUCGCCGCCAGUCAUUAGCCACUGGGAGACCCCAGGAGCGCGAGGGGAGGGCUCCGGGACCCACGUGGUGGGGGGGGCAGGGGGCACCCAGCACCGGUGGCCUCCCCAAUGUGGCUGUCCCAUGGCGUGGCCUGCCAACGUUGCGAUGCAGUCUUCUGAGGUAUCAAGUGAGACGAGUAUUUUUUUUUUUUCAAUAAA
Messenger RNA from Egretta garzetta (little egret), 5498 nucleotides. RefSeq names its product casein kinase 1 gamma 1 (gene CSNK1G1). The record is from RefSeq and is a predicted model, not a curated record. The transcript has 14 exons. Bases 856 to 2226 code for a protein of 456 amino acids. Gene Ontology annotation, molecular function: protein serine/threonine kinase activity; ATP binding. Gene Ontology annotation, cellular component: plasma membrane; nucleus; cytoplasm. Lineage: Eukaryota; Metazoa; Chordata; Aves; Pelecaniformes; Ardeidae. Gene Ontology annotation, biological process: peptidyl-serine phosphorylation; positive regulation of canonical Wnt signaling pathway; signal transduction.